This is a messenger RNA of Phoenix dactylifera (date palm), 2507 nucleotides long. RefSeq lists its product as uncharacterized. The record is from RefSeq and is a predicted model, not a curated record. Lineage: Eukaryota; Viridiplantae; Streptophyta; Magnoliopsida; Arecales; Arecaceae. Gene Ontology annotation, molecular function: RNA binding.
CUAUGCCCUACGGUCUCUCCCUUUCCUUGCCUUUAGCUUUUCUUCCCUCCCUCCCUCUCUUCUCUCUCCCUCCUUAGUCCCUAUCCUCGGCCAAAUUCACCUCAAAACUUGGAGAAACUCCUCUUCUAAUCGGUCUCUCUCGUCAUCUUUCUCCAUCCGGAUCGCUUGCUGCACCUGUUGUCUAGGCCUUGAAGAGAUUGCCAGCUUUGGAGGAAAGAUAGGAGGGAGGGUAGGGGAGAGAGGUGGGAGAGAUUGAGAGGAGAUAAGGCUUCUCUGGAUUUGAGGAUGACUCCACCAAACUUAGCAGGGCAGUUUGGAGACACCACUUACACCAAAGUCUUUGUUGGGGGGUUAGCUUGGGAGACCCAAAGAGAGACCAUGAGGAAGUAUUUUGAGCAGUUUGGAGAGAUCUUGGAGGCUGUGGUGAUCACGGACAAGAACACCGGGAGAUCCAAAGGAUAUGGAUUUGUAACAUUCCGUGAGCCUGAGGCUGCAAUGAGAGCUUGUGUUGAUCCCUCGCCGGUGAUCGAUGGGAGGAGGGCUAAUUGCAACCUUGCUUCUCUAGGUGUUCAGAGAUCUAGGCCUACAACGCCCCAACAUGGGGGAAGCAGGAGGUUUAGGGCGACGAAAUCUUUUCAUACUGGGCUUCAAGGUGGGAUGGGAACUGUCUUUCCUUCUCCUGCCACCUUCCCUCAUUAUGCCAUACAGCAAGGAAUCCCGUAUAAUGUCUAUGGGUACUCUCCAUACUCCGCAGAAUACGCUUACCCCAUGAAUUAUUACAAUUUGUAUGGAGGGGCAGCUGCCCAGUAUCCAAUUUAUGGAGGGGGGUCUGGGAUGGUGACUGGAACUGCUGGCUUCUACCCUUACUUCCAGUUUGGUCAGGGAGGUGGGUCUCCAGCCACAUACGGCAGUGGACAUGGCUAUGGCAUGCAGUAUCCUCAGAUGUUCCACUACUCUGGAGUGGCCUCAACUGCAGGGUUGACUGGGCUAACACAACAUUAUGGAGGCCCGCUAUCCAUUGCACCGACCCCCUCGGCACAAGCAGUGUGUUUUCCCUUAAAACAGGCAUGACUAUGGCUCUCUCAGCUCCAACUCUGCCAACUCCAGCUGCCCAUCCUUACAGACUCAUCCCUGCUCACUUCACCGCAUCAACAGCACCUGAGCAAUCCUUGGCUUAACCAUGGUUUUAUUAUCCCAUCUCCGUCAUCCUUCUCUUUUCUUCGUGCUCCUUCCCUGUGCUUGUCUGCCCUUGUUUCCAUCUCUAACACAAACUUUAGACCUCAGGGUCAUCCCUUCAAAUUUAGUCCCCAGGGGGACUAAAAAGAACCACUUCCAAGUUUGGAGAAGUGUCCCAAGUCCCACUUGUUUAAAUGGUGGCCGAAGAAUUCCCAUCUUGCUGUAGCCCUAGGGAUGGGCUCAAAGCACCUACAACCCAGGGUGGGGUUGUGUUGAAAUGACACCAUUCACCAGCUAUGGCACUCCAUGCGCAGGAAACCUUCUAACCCUAGCCCAAGGAGGAUUUUGAGUUAAAACAAAACCCAACUUGGACUCAACCCAAGGCCAAGGAGGCUCUGGGAUAAAGAAGACUUGGACAGUGAAGCCUAGCCCAAGGAGGGCUUAGGUAACACCAACCCAACUGGGACUCAGCAUUGUGAAAAAAAAAUAACCUAAUAAGCAAGUGUGGCAUCAUCAUCCAAUGGGUCAAAUCCCUCAAGAAGGAAAGAUGCAUUUGGCCAAACCCUAGGGCAAAGGCAAGCCCUAGUCCAUGCUAGCUCUAAUCUUAGCCUUGGACAGGCUGAAGUAAUUCUUAACCUAGUGAAUUAUGACCCUUCUCCAACCUUCAGAACCUCCUUCCUCACUCAACCUACCAACUUUUCUAAUCUUCACUUAUAAAAAUUUAGUGCAACCAGCCACUCACUUACCUAGGCAAAGGUAAGAUACCUUCACUAACCCUCUUUGUUACCAAUUCUGUACAUUGAAGCGGCUAGGCUCCAAGGGGAGUUUUAGCCUUAAUCCAAGACUGGAUCAGAGGAGUGCUAAUGUUUGUUUUUGGCAUUUAGCGCUACCUCCUGCCACCAACUUCAGAUGAACUUCAUUGAUGGCUUUGAAGUUCCAACCACCCCUAACUGUUCCUCAUUAACAAGACCCCAGGGAGAUAUUUUUGGUCUCUUGGGUCCCACCUCCUCUAACACCUCCAACACUACCAUGGUUAGAUCCAAGAGUCAUCUCUCGCUCUCUAUCUGUCUCUCUCCAUCUGUCUGUCUCUCUAUCUUUAUUUGUCUAUCUAUCUGUCUCCCACUCGCUCUUGUUUUACAUUUACAGACUUUGAUGCUUUUAUGUGUACUUUUAUAAGACAUGGAUUGUAAUAAGCAAGCAUGCUACUCUAGGACCAAACUGAUGUUAUCUAUAUUCUAAGCCACAUGAUGAUGGACUUAGCUGAUGUUGCUGUAGUUUAAAGCUCCUUUUUGCUGUGCUUGUACAUCAAAGUUAACUUUUCCCCCAUAUCA